Molecule: messenger RNA, 3950 nt
Organism: Equus quagga
Lineage: Eukaryota; Metazoa; Chordata; Mammalia; Perissodactyla; Equidae
Product: KIAA1586 ortholog
Exons: 5
Coding region: 60-2636 (858 amino acids)
Biological process (GO): protein sumoylation
Molecular function (GO): SUMO ligase activity
Source: RefSeq, a predicted model, not a curated record
GCGGCGGCGGCGGCAGGUUGAGCAGCAGCGGCGGUGCUGUCAGUCGGGCCGUCGGAGAAAUGGGAGAGCCGGGGGCGGAGAUAAUAGAAUCUGUCCCUCCAGCUGGGCCGGAGGCAUCCGAGUCGACAACGGAUGAAAACGAAGAUGACAUUCAGUUUGUUAGCUAUGUGUGUAAAGAAAGGAUAGAGAAGGUGAUAUCAGCAUCAUGGCGGAGUGAGCUUGCCCGGGACUCUGUCCACUCCAACAUAACAAGAAAAAGGAGCAACCAUAUUCCAACAGAAAAUACGCUAAAAGCACAGGAAUCCUCGGAAGGUCACGGCAGCCACACGACAGUGUGUGGAGAGGCUGGAUCCCCCCCUCAGAGGAGCUGGAACAGGGAAGGACCAUCAAGACCUAUUCUUGAAUACAUUGACUUGGUCUGUGGUGAUGAUGAAGAGCCUAGCACUUACUAUAGUGACAUUCUCUUCCCUAAAAUGCCAAAACGACAGGGUGAUUUUUUGCAUUUUAUAAAUGUGAAGAAGGUGAAAACAGACACAGAAAGUAAUAAUAGGAACAAAAAUCACCGUGGAUUGUCUAAGUCAAAGGAAUCAAAUUUCAAAUAUGUUGAACAACCAGUCACUGAAGAAAAACCAUCAUGUUCAUCAAAGGAAGAAAUAGAUAAUCUUGUGCUUCCAGAUUGUUGGAAUGAAAAACAAGCACUUAUGUUUACAGAGCAGUACAAAUGGCUUGAAAUAAAAGAAGGUAAAUUAGGAUGUAAGGAUUGCUCAACAGUUCGGCAUUUGGGAUCAAAAGCAGAAAAGCAUGUCCAUGUGUCCAAGGAAUGGAUUGCAUAUUUAGUAACUCCUAACGGCAGUAAUAAAACUACUAGACAAGCUUCUCUGCGGAAAAAAAUCAGGGAACAUGAUGUUUCUAAAGCCCAUGGUAAAAUUCAGGAAUUGUUAAAGGAAUCAGUUAAUGGCUCGAUUUCUAAUUUAGUGCAUAAACAAAAUAAUAAAAAUAUUGAUGCUACCGUGAAAGUUUUCAAUACUGUUUACAGUUUAGUAAAACAUAAUAGACCUUUAUCUGAUAUUGAGGGGGCAAUAGAAUUACAAGAGAAAAAUGGAGAGGUCAAUUGUUUAAAUACACGAUACAGUGCAACAAGAAUAGCAGAACAUAUUGCAAAAGAAAUGAAGAUGAAGAUAUUUAAAAAUAUUAUAGAAGAGAAUGCCAAAAUCUGUAUUAUAAUUGAUGAGGCAUCUACAGUUUCAAAGAAAAGCACGCUAGUAAUUUAUAUCCAGUGCACAGUUCAGUCAGCUCCUGCACCAGUCAUGUUAUUUGUUGCUUUAAAAGAGUUGGUGUCAACCACAGCAGAGUGUAUUUUCAAUACAUUAUUGAGUACUUUAAAUGAUUGUGGCUUUACUAAUGAAUAUUUAAAAGCAAAUUUAAUCGCAUUUUGUUCUGAUGGUGCUAAUAUAAUGCUGGGAAGAAAGUCUGGAGUAGCUACAAAGUUGUUAGAAAAUUUUCCUGAAAUCAUUAUUUGGAACUGUUUAAACCAUCGAUUGCAAUUGUCGCUUGAUGAUUCAAUAUCUGAAAUAAAACAAGUUAAUCAUUUUAAAAUAUUUCUUGAUAAAAUUUAUUCCAUUUAUCAUCAGUCUAAUAAAAGUCAAAACAAGCUUUUAGAAACUGUACCUAAAGACCUUGAAAUUGAAAUUGUUAAAAUUGGCCGGGUAAUGGGACCAAGAUGGGCAGCGUGUAGUUUACAAGCUGCUACUGCUGUAUGGCGUGCAUAUCCUGUAUUAUAUAUGCAUUUUUCUCAUUCUUAUUCUGGUUUAGCAAAGAGAUUAGCUAACAUUAAUUUCUUGCAAGACCUUGCUUUAAUGAUUGACAUUCUUGAAGAAUUUUCAUUACUUUCAACUGCAUUGCAGUCAAGAUCAACUAACAUUCAGAAAGCACAAAAAUUGAUCAAAUGUACCAUAAGAGCUUUGGAAAAUUUAAAAAUUGGUACUGGAAAGCAUGAAUCUCAAAUUGAAGGUUUGAUUAAGUCAGAUAAGUUUAAAGAUAUUCCAUUUAACAAAAGUAAUGAAUUUAAUGCCCUUCCUAGGAAUAUGUUAUUAGAAAAUAUAAUUCAACACAUGAACUUACGUCUCUUAUGUGACAGAAACCAUGAUGAAAGUAUUUUUAAUUAUUUUGAUGUGCUAGAACCUUCUACAUGGCCCUAUGAAGAAAUAACUUCACCAUGGAUAGCUGGUGAAAAAAAAUUAUUUCAUCUCUGUGAAAUUUUGAAAUAUGAGAUUGAUUUGAAUGAUUUUCGGGAAUUUGUAAGUAAUAAUAUAAAAUCAAACAAUGUUUCAAUUCCUACAAGUAUACAGAAAGCUAAAAAGAUAGUUAGCACUAUUGCAGUCAAUAGUGCUGAAGCUAAAAGAGGUUUCAAUUUAAUGAACAUAAUUUGUACAAGGGUGAGAAAUAGUCUAACAAUAGAUCACAUAUCAGAUUUGAUGACAAUAAAUUUGUUGGGGAAAGAGUUAGCAGAUUGGGAUGCAACUCCAUUUGUAAAAUCCUGGUCAAAUUGCAACCAUAGGUUGGCUACAGAUACAAGAGUUCGGCAAAAAUCAAAAGCCUUCUGUGAGAAUCGCUUGGCUAUAUGGAACUUUAAAUAGAGUAUUGUGUGCGCUUUUAUCACUUGUAAAUUGUAUGCUACACAUCUUUUAGAUACAUACAUACAUUUUUUUUUGAAAGCCAGUUGUUAAAACUCUUUUCAGCACAUUGCUGUUUAAAAGGCAUUCUCCAAAGAGAAAAAGUUGAUGAUUGCUUUUAGGAGCUAUAGUUUUUUAGAGAUUGGUCCACGUCUGCUAGAGUGGGCCAUAAAAUAUAUUCCAAGGAGUGCUGUACAGAACAUAGAACAAUUUCCACUUUUCUUUGUUUUACUUUGAGUAAAGAUGCAAGAGAAUAGCAGAACCCAGAUAAGUUCUAAGCUGGAAGUUACAUCAAAUAAAAGAAAUGGAGUUAAAACUGCAAGCCUUUUGGCUGUGCUCUUUCUCAUUUCCAUAUCUGCACUAAUACAGUAGCCACUAGCAACAUGUGACUACUAAGCACUUGAAGUGAGUUCAGUAGGAAUAAGAAAGUAAAUUUUUUAUUUAAUUUUAAUUAAAUAUAUAAACUAACAGAGUAAAAUAUUUUUAACUCAACUCUUCUUUUAGAAAUACAUUUGUUACCUUGCUUAAGAUGUGAUUGUUGUAGUGUGUCUGUCAGAUUCAUGUAUCAUGUCUGGUAUCACAUAAACACAUCACUGACUGAGUUGGUGUCAACAGAUGGAUUCAAUGCAAAUUAUUUUUUUCUAUGAAUCGACGUAACUUUAUAGCAUGUUUAUCUGAAUAUUUUAUACAGACAACAGGAAUAACUGAAACUUAUGUAAACCAUAAGGUAACUAAAUUGAAAUACUUAAAUUAUAAUUUUUCUGGUUUAGACAUGAAUAUGAACAAAUUUUAAAAUUCAAAAUGAAGGCAUACUGGAAAAGAAGUAGAGAUGCAGAAGCUAGGACUACAACUGGAACAGUAAACAGACUGGAAGAAGAUUCGUUGCAGAUUUUAUGAUGAAUGACAACUGCAGUUUACUGUGGCAGAGAAACACAAGCUGUUACUUAAGACAGUAAAAGGGGAUAAUAUUGAGACAGUUUUAGCAAGUGCAUAAUCAUUGAAUGAAUUUUCAAAGGUCAAAAGUUAGUUGCCUGAAAUCAGAAUUAAAUGUCCAACAAAAAAAUUUUUUAACAAUUUUUAAAAGGAUUGAGCUUGUAAGUUUGGCCAGAUAUAAAAUACUUGGAUUCUUCCAUGAAAAAAACUAGUUUUAGAUGGGUAGAUACUAAAAUUAUUUCAGUUACAGAAAUUCUUAGAAAAUUAUGAGUUAAACCCUCCAAAUGUUUUGUUAAAAAAGUGCCAAGUCUUGGGGCUGGCCCCGUGGUCGAGUGGUUAAGUUCA